ACUGCCGCCACUGUUCUAACUUUCUGGCUCUAUAGUGACAUCUUUAGUAUACUUUUAAUACAUGCGAAUUUUUGCUAAAAUAACAUAUUGUAUUUUAUGACUGAAGGUAGAUUCGUUCACGUACUGUCAACUGCAUGUAAUAUAAAAAAAUAUAAAUAUAAUAGUUUAUGCAUUUUUUGGAUAAAAAAAGCUACCCUGAGAGAAACUCUAUACAUAAGAUUAAAUUAGUGAGAUAAAACAUACACAUAAUAUGUAAAGUAUGGAGAUUGAGAAGCAAAUCAAGGAAUUAAACAACAUAAUAUCAAGACAAUCUUCUACCACAUCUGGAAAAGAUGAUAUAAAUGGUCUAGCCAUAUUUGAACAUUUUAUUCCUUAUGAACUAUUGUCAAGAAUCUUUUGUUAUUUAAAUUCCAACGAAUUGGUUGUAUGUCACUUAGUUUGUAAAAGAUGGAAUGAACUCAUCAAAGAGUAUGUGUGGAGAAAAAAAGCAGAAUUAAUAUCUGGUCAAACAUUCCCAUUCGAUGAAAAAAUAAAUUGGGUUUCAUAUUAUCUGUUAUGUGCAAAAAAUGCUUUUAACAGAAAUCUUUUACUGUCUGAUAAAGUGGUUGCAAGAGAUGAUAAUGAGUGUGACCAUGGUGCAUUUGAAACAAUUGAGUUUGACAAAAAUGAAAAUCCACCACCAAUAAAUGUCAUGCCAUUUCCUGAAGAUCUUGUAGUGAAUGAUCAAAUUCGUUGCAGUAUUUCGUCUCCCCUAUCUUUUUCAGGAGCAAAAAAAAGCUUUCGUAUCCAUUUAUUAAAAGAAGGUUUAACAGAAAAGAUAUUAAACAACAUACAGCCUAUUAUUAAGGUAAGUGUGUGGUUCUGUUGCAAGUUGGAUGGGAAAGAGGCUGAUUUCUCCUGUUAUACAAGAUUGCUUGGAAGACCGUAUCCAGAAGAUCCAGAUGCUUCCGCAUUUGUUAUGCGUUCUGCUCAAUUUAAUAAAAGAUUGAACAAUGUGGACCAAAAAGGAAAAUGGUUUCAAAUCAUUACUUUUUCUAGUGCACUUUUGAAUUCAAAAACUAUGGCAAAGGAUUAAGGAGAAUCAAAUUUUAUCAAGAAGCAUCUGGUGAAGUUAUAGUUGGAGGUGCUAGUAUUAGAUUGGUUGUGCCUGAUCUUGAUGAAAAUUUUGAUAAAACUAAUUGUUAAGUGACAAUAUAUAAAAUGCGAUACUUGCAUGUUUAUUCACAAUGAGAUUUAUAUACUUUACGUUUUUAAUUUUUAUAUAAUAUACUAAAAUAAUGUUUGUAUUGUUUCAAAUAAAAGUCCCAUUUUGAUGGGAUAAUAUUUCUAUAAAAAUUUAAUUCGCACUGUUUACCUCAAAAACCUAUAAAAUCGUUUAAAUAUUCAGUCAUUAUAGCAGAUAACCGUUUCAAAAUACGAAUCUUUCCGGCAACCAAUCGUGCACGACAAUCUAAAAACGAUUUCGUCCUACUUAUAAAGUCCUAAUCGGACUGUAGCUACCUCCUAUAAAAUAAAGCCAAGUCAGCAGGCUAAACAGUUUUCAUGAAUUAACAAACAACGGGCAUGAUAGUGAAUCGAUGAACAGCUGCAAACAUCGUUACUUUCGCGGACGUCUUUACACAUUGAUCGAUCCAUCGUACAAUAUAUACCUUAUAUCUCUUAUAUACAGGUGUAAAUGCACACGAGCAAAUUAAGGCACGACGGAUUUCAAAAGCUUUUGUUCUUUUUUUUGUUUUUUAUGUAACGCCAGUCAACUAGCACACACACAUACACCCACAAUCAUAUAUGUAUACAUAUGAUCCAUUCGAUUACGCAAUACUCGCGUGUUAUCACUCAGACUCUGCCGGCGUUUUUUGGUAUCGGUGCAUAUCUCGGCACUCGGCAGUCGUUGCAGCAUUUUUCCAGUGUAGCGGAUUCGAUCGACGUUAUUCGUGGUCACGCACAUACGUAUAUACGCUGCAAAACAAAUGAGUCGACUGGUAGCUCGCGCCAUUACCUCCUUGGGACGCUCGGCGAUCACUUGCAAUUCCGCCAGAAGCUUUCACGCUACUUCGCUAAACAUGGUUAUCGCUGUAGGAGACAAGGUUCCCUCAGUGGAUUUGUAUGAAGAUACUCCAGCCAAUAAAGUCAACUUGGCUCAACUUUCUCAAGGAAAGAAAAUCAUAGUAUUUGCUGUUCCUGGUGCCUUUACACCUGGCUGCUCAAAGACUCAUCUACCUGGAUAUGUUCAAAAAGCGGAUGAGCUGAAAGCCAAGGGCUACAGCGAAAUUAUCUGCAUUGGAGUGAACGAUCCAUUUGUGAUGGCUGCAUGGGGAAAGGAUCAAAAUACUCAAGGAAAGGUUCGUAUGUUAGCUGAUCCUGCUGGAGCAUUUACAGAUGCUGUAGAUCUUUCGGUAGAUUUGGCUGUACUAGGAGGAAAGCGCAGUAAGCGUUAUUCCAUGAUUAUUGAAGAUGGAACAGUUAAAGAGUUGAAUGUUGAGCCUGAUAACACUGGACUCAGCUGUUCACUAGCAGACAAAAUUAAAUAAAUUAACUCAUUGAAGAUACUUUGUUUGAGUUUAAAGUUAUUUCAUCGGAUUAACUACUCUUAUAAAAAUGAAUAUAAAUCACUUGUUAAUUCAGAGUAGUUAAACUUAUAUCACAACCAGUGUUCAAUCAUUCAAAAUGAAUGCCUAUUUUGAAUACAUACAAAAAUAUCAAAUGUACAUUAUUAUUUUAUAAAAUAUGCAGCGUUUUAUUUGGAAACUUGCGUGAAGCAACAAAAGCACACAAUAAUAUGUAUAUUUUAAAUCUCAUGUAUCAUGUUACAAAAAUCACCUACUCUGCAAAUAAAACUAGUUUCUAUUCAA
Nasonia vitripennis (jewel wasp) is the source of this 2849-nucleotide messenger RNA. It is a transcript of the gene Prx5, whose product is annotated as peroxiredoxin-5, mitochondrial. The transcript is spliced from 8 exons. Gene Ontology annotation, cellular component: peroxisome; mitochondrion; SCF ubiquitin ligase complex. Gene Ontology annotation, biological process: glycoprotein catabolic process; cell redox homeostasis; SCF-dependent proteasomal ubiquitin-dependent protein catabolic process. NCBI's taxonomy places the organism in Eukaryota, Metazoa, Arthropoda, Insecta, Hymenoptera, Pteromalidae. Gene Ontology annotation, molecular function: protein binding; ubiquitin protein ligase activity; thioredoxin peroxidase activity. Bases 1968 to 2528 code for a protein of 186 amino acids. The record is from RefSeq and is a predicted model, not a curated record.